This is a messenger RNA of Schistocerca serialis cubense, 1251 nucleotides long. RefSeq names its product mushroom body large-type Kenyon cell-specific protein 1-like. The coding region runs from base 37 to 1251 and encodes 404 amino acids. NCBI's taxonomy places the organism in Eukaryota, Metazoa, Arthropoda, Insecta, Orthoptera, Acrididae. The record is from RefSeq and is a predicted model, not a curated record. The transcript is spliced from 3 exons.
GGCAACGGCAGUCGCGCCCACGACCAGCUGCCGGACAUGUCGCGCUGCGUCGACGGCCUGCGCCGCUGCAACAAGGUAAAUCCCGAGGAGCCGCCCAUCCCUCCGGACCCUGAACUCUGGCAGCGGAGGGACGAGUUUUUCGGCUGUGAGGACCAAGCUGUCGCAGCACCUCCGACGGUGCCGACACAGCCCCAGGUGCAGAGCAGGCAGAAACAGGACCAGCAACAGAGCAAGAAGCAGGAGAAGCAAAAGCGCAAACAAGAGCAGCAGCAGCAGAAAGCUAAGGAAGAACAGCAGCAGCAGCAGCAGGAAGAGCAGCCGGUGGUGGAGAGACGCAAGUCCGGCGGGCGAGCCAAGCGGGUGCGCAGCUACCUGAAGAAGUGCCGGCGGGCCGCCUCCGGAGGCUCGUCGUCGUCACAGGGCGCGGAGGAGCCGGCCAGGACCUCCUCCUGGUACGUGGAGCACUACCACGUCGCGGAGCAGAGCCAGGAGCACGUGUGCGAGGAACACGUCUGCGAACUGCCACUCGACAGGGUCGAAGUGCUGCGGGCACGCGACCUCUACGAUGACUCCGCCGACGCGUCCGACGGCGCCGCGUCCGCCGAAGACGGGGAGCUGGCGGCGCCCGACGCCGCCCGGGAGGUGGCGCCGCGGGACGACGCGGAGGUGGUGCGCGGCGAGCGGCGGGCGUCGUCCGGCGGCGGCGGGAGCCGGCCGGCCGAGGAGGGCCGCCCGCCCGACAGCGUCGAGCUGAGGCCGGGCCGGGGCGGGCCCGGAGACGUGCUGGACUCCAGGAACGAGGGCGGCACGGGACGCGGCGCGGCCGCCGCCGAGGAAAUUCCCGAGGAUCGGACGAGUGCAGGAGGCAGGUGCACUGCGGACAAGUCGGUGAGCGCGAAUCUGGACGCAGAAAGUGCCGGAACGGAGGACGGCGACAGGUGCGAGCAGAGCGCGGCCGCGUGCGACGGCGACGCUGGAGGGAUAUUCCUCGCCUCGAGCAGACCCGGACCCGUGUCGCGCCCGCCAGUGAGUGAUGACGGUAUGCAGUGGUGUUGUCCCGCACGCGACCCGCCGGCGCCUCCGUCGUGGAUGCCUUACAGGCCGACGGAUGCCUUACAGGUCCGUGAGGCGGAAGAAAGCGGCGCCUCAGUAUGCGGGGCACGCGACGCGACGACGUCGUGGAUUGAGCCGUCUCGCCUCGGUCCGGCUGUCUCCACGGAGACGCGCCGCGCCGGCCCGCGGGGGUCCUAA